GGGGAGGGGAGUCUAGAGAGAGAAAGUGGGUGAUUAUUAAUGUAGGAAAGGAAAAGGAGAGGGAGGGGGUUCUUUGAAGAUAAGAGAUGUUGGCAAUGGAGAAGGAUUUUGAUGCUAAGUUGAUGAUUCAGAAUCAGGGGAACGCUUCUAAUGGCGGCGGCAAUGUUCAGAGAUCCAAUAGCUUUGCGUUUCGUGCUCCUCAGGAGAAUUUUACUAUACAGGAUUUUGAAUUGGGGAAGAUUUAUGGCGUUGGUUCAUAUUCCAAGGUUGUGAGGGCGAAGAAGAAGGACACAGGAAUUGUGUAUGCAUUGAAGAUAAUGGACAAGAAAUUCAUUACAAAGGAAAAUAAAACUGCUUAUGUGAAGUUGGAAAGGAUUGUACUUGAUCAAUUGGACCAUCCUGGUGUUGUCAGGCUAUUUUUUACCUUUCAGGAUACUUUUUCUUUGUACAUGGCAUUGGAGUCGUGUGAAGGUGGAGAGCUUUUUGAUCAGAUAAAUAGGAAAGGUCGUCUAUCGGAGGAGGAAGCUCGAUUUUACGCCGCAGAAGUCAUCGACGCUCUUGAAUACAUACACAACAUGGGAUUGAUACACCGAGAUAUCAAGCCUGAGAACUUGCUGCUUACUACUGACGGACAUAUCAAAAUAGCUGAUUUCGGUAGCGUAAAGCCUAUGGUCGACAGUCGAAUUACCGUGCUUCCGAAUGCAGCAUCGGAUGACAAAGCUUGUACAUUUGUGGGCACUGCUGCAUAUGUUCCUCCAGAAGUUCUUAAUUCCUCCCCUGCAACUUUCGGAAACGACCUUUGGGCGCUCGGGUGCACCGUGUACCAAAUGCUUUCAGGGACUUCUCCUUUUAAGGAUGCAAGUGAGUGGCUUAUUUUUCAAAAAAUUGUAGCUCGAGAUAUAAAAUUCCCCAGUUAUUUUUCCGAGCAAGCCCGGGAUCUCAUCGACCACCUAUUGGAUUUAGAUCCCGUUAAGAGACCGGGUGCCGGAGCUGAGGGCUAUGCUUCUCUUAAGAGUCAUCCCUUCUUUGAGGGGGUUGAUUGGAAGAACAUAAGAACACAAACUCCUCCCAAACUUGCUUUAGAAGCAGUGUCUCGCUCGAACGAGAACGACGACAGCUCCGAGUCCUCUUGGAAUCCUUCGCAUAUCGGAGACGGUGCACCGAGACAAAACGACGGGAAUGCUGGUUCUGCAUCGACUUCCGAAGGAUCGAAUCAUAUUGCUCGGAUUGCAUCGAUAGACUCCUUCGAUUCGAAAUGGCAACAAUUUCUUGAACCUGGAGAAUCUGUUCUUAUGAUAUCAAUGGUGAAAAAGAUUCAGAAAAUCACAAGCAAAAAGGUUCAGCUUAUCCUCACAAACAAACCAAAGUUGAUUUAUGUUGAUCCUUCAAAGCUCAUUGUUAAGGGGAAUAUCAUUUGGUCUGACAAUCCUAAUGACCUCAACAUUCAAGUGAUUAGCCCUUCACAUUUCAAGAUUUGUACGCCGAAAAAGAUUGCCUCGUUCGAGGACGCGAAACAACGAGCAUGGCAAUGGAAGAAGGCGAUCGAGGGGCUUCAGAAUCGGUGAAUCGUGCGUGUAACGGUGACACAUUCUUUGGAAGAGGAAAAGGAAAAGUGAGGUUGAUUAAUAACUUAAAUUGUUCUUGGUUCAUUGAUUUAAUGGAAGUUAUUAUAGUUAGAAGAAAUGAUGAGCUAAUCCGCCCCUCCGCCUCAACCCCAAGAGAAGAAAGCUGGAAGGAAGAAGAAGGAGAAGAAGAAGAAGAAGAAAGAGUGAUAUUAUUAUUAAUUAUUAUAUCAUUGAAUCCUGAUUAAUACUUGUAUCUUACCAGUCAUCAAUGAAAUUUACUGAAUGAUUCCUUGUUUUCUCUUCA
This is a messenger RNA of Cucurbita pepo subsp. pepo (vegetable marrow), 1869 nucleotides long. Its product is annotated as 3-phosphoinositide-dependent protein kinase 2. Gene Ontology annotation, biological process: intracellular signal transduction; peptidyl-serine phosphorylation. Gene Ontology annotation, molecular function: protein serine/threonine kinase activity; ATP binding. The record is from RefSeq and is a predicted model, not a curated record. NCBI's taxonomy places the organism in Eukaryota, Viridiplantae, Streptophyta, Magnoliopsida, Cucurbitales, Cucurbitaceae.